GGAAGAGAAGUCGAUUCAAGAAGCCAUUACGCUGCGCAAUUGUGUCAGGACAAAAACUUACUAUUUUUACGUAUUCUACGUAAUUUUAUAUUACCCCCCCUCCCCCUUAAGUCCAAUUAAAUACGUUAUGGCAUCUCAGGCCAAAAAGAGAAAAACUAAUUUCUCUGAAAGGGAGGUGGAGAUCAUCGUGGAGGAGAUGGAGAAGCAAAAACACAUUUUGGUGAAUCAUUUUAACGCGGGCGUCACGCACAUCGCCAAGAACAGCGCGUGGGUGGAGAUCCUGAAGCGCGUGAAUGCCGUGAGCACCUGCCAGCGCGAGCUCGCGGAGGUCAAGAAGAAAUGGUCCGAUCUCAAGACGGAGGUGCGGCGCAAAGUGGCCCAGGCGCGGGCGGCCAUGGAGGGCACGGGCGACUGCAGCAGCGUGCCCGUCAUCCUGAGCUCCAUGCAGCAGCGCAUCUGCAAUCUGCUGGGAGAAGCGACCAUCAUCAGCCUCCCUGCGGCGGAGAUCACGGUGCCCAUCAGCUCCGCAACCGCCGCCGCGUUAACGCAAAGUAAGACACUGGCGUUACUGCUGCGUAACUUCACCCGAGACGACGUACCACUCGCUGGAGGAAGGCAUGGUGGAGUACUGCACCACCGAGACGCCGGUGACCGUGACCUCAGAGGCUCCGCUGGAGAUGCUGGCGGCGCAGGCCGAGUGCAAACCGCAGGAACUGAAGAGCCGCAUAACGCUCAACUCCGCCAAACUGCUGCAGGAGCACCGCGUCACCAACCUGCACGUGCGCGAGAUCGCCCAGCACCUGGAGAACCAGAACGACCUGCUGCAGAUGAUCCGCCGCUCGCAGGAGGCCCAGGCCUGCGCUCAGGAGAGACAAGCCCAGGCUCUGGAGGGAACGCAGGCCGCCCUGCUCGCCCUCAUCCAGAUGUUCAGACCCGCUCUGAAGGACUUGAGGAAGUUUCUGCAGAACGCCAACAGCCCACACACUGCGCCGCCGGCUGCCGCAGAGACUGGAGAAGGAGUGGAAAACGUGCGGCCGCAGACAGAAGACGCACAAUAGAGACCAGUGUGUGUGUGACGUCUGGUCUAGAAUAGACUGUAAAUUAUUGGUGCCUCAAAGAGUUGUGUGUGUGAAUGCUUCUGGGAUGCAGUGACUUUUAUGAGCGUUUUAAAGAAGAUUUUUUUUUUGCUUUUGACAAUUAAAGUCACUUCCAUUUGGUUGCUUAAAAGUCAAGUUGCAAACACAUUUAAUUUAAUUUUUGGUGUGCAAUUGACCCUAAAACAAACAUGCAAAACCCAAAUCUGGAUCAGAGACCUACAGAAAACACAAUUUCAUGAGGAAAUCCAGCGGACGGAAGACUUUGUGGAGGCUUUUGUUUCUUUAGCUUUUGAGAAUUUGCCAUUUUUAUUUAAGUGUGCUAAAUAAAGAAACUCUCCA
Molecule: messenger RNA, 1436 nt
Organism: Sinocyclocheilus rhinocerous
Lineage: Eukaryota; Metazoa; Chordata; Actinopteri; Cypriniformes; Cyprinidae
Product: nuclear apoptosis-inducing factor 1-like
Exons: 2
Coding region: 128-1093 (321 amino acids)
Cellular component (GO): nucleus
Source: RefSeq, a predicted model, not a curated record